Messenger RNA from Lytechinus pictus (painted urchin), 3742 nucleotides. RefSeq lists its product as uncharacterized. Lineage: Eukaryota; Metazoa; Echinodermata; Echinoidea; Temnopleuroida; Toxopneustidae. The record is from RefSeq and is a predicted model, not a curated record. Bases 220 to 975 code for a protein of 251 amino acids. The transcript has a single exon.
GUUGAAUACAGAGGUGGGCCUACAUGUACUUCUUUACUGAUAGAGAGGCUCUGUACUUCGUAUAACCACGAGCCUUCACCCCCUUGAACUCUCCUUUAUCUGAGGGGUCUGGUUUUGGUACCAUCAGCAUAUAAACUGCAACCGGAACGGUCCAUACUAGUAGUUGAUAUAUUUUACUUCGAUUCAUGCAGUCUGAUAGAUACGGCUCUUCAAUACGAUAUGCUGAAUUUUGCUCAUUCCGGUGCCAAGAAAAGAGUUCCUGGUCAGAAGUUUGCUGGAGGUACUAAAGAUCUUAAUCACAACGUACCGGUAGCUCCGACAAAAGCUGCAGUCUCAGAUGAAACGUCUUCACGCACAAAGGUAAGCCAUGGUGCCAUUCUUCCACCAGCACCUGGUAAUCCUGGAAACACGAAGCCAAGACAAUCUGUUUGCGAUCUUCUGGAUGGACAUCAGCUAGAUUCUAUUGCCAAGGGAAUGAGGAACAACGAAAGGCUUCCAAAAAUGAAGAAAGGUGUCAAGAUUGCAGGACGACGACUAGGAAAGGGCAAGCCCAAAAGAAGACGGAAGGACAGCAGCGAGUCUGCGAAUGACGUCCCGCCGGUGACAGUUGCGUCGCGCAAGAAGACGAGUAGGUCUGGUAAAAUACCGUGCAGUCACCAGAGAGAUGAGGAUGUCCGUUCUUCCGACCUAGUACCGUCACAUCGUCAAGGUCAUCAACAGAAGAAGCGGCGCCGAAGACGAAGAAAGCACCCUCAUACCCAACCACCUCCACCAGAAGGUCAGAUCCGUCGGAACAAACUGCUUCACACUCUGGCAACAAACCCUUGUCGCUCGGACAGUCUAAUUGAGCACAAGAAGGCCGUUGAGAAACAAUUUGGUAGCCAUAGCACACAGCUCACAAAACCUCAGAUGAGGAUUCGAAAGAGGAGACGUUCGAACGCCGUCAAGGACCCGCAGAUGGAUUUUAAUUUAUGAAAAAUUGUAGUUUUUGUCUCGCCUGCAUAGCAGAGCGAAACUAUAGGCGCCGCUUUUCCGACGGCGACGGCGGCGGCGUCAACAUCAAAUCUUAACCUAAGGUUAAGUUUUUGAAAUUACAUCAUAAUUUAGAAAGUAUAUAGACCUAGUUCAUGAAACUUGGACAUAAGCUUAAUCAAGUAUUACUAAAUAUCCUGCCUGAGUUUCAGGUCACAUGACCAAGAUCAUAGGUCAUUUAGGGUCAAUGAACUUAGACCAUGUUGGGAGAAUUAUUUUCAAAAUCUUAACCGAAGGUUAAGUUUUUGAAAUGACAUCAUAACUUAGAAAGUAUAUGGACCUAGUUCAUGAAACUUGGACAUAAGGUUAAUCAAGUAUUAGUAAACAUCCUGUUCGAGUUUCAGGUCACGUGACCAAGGUCAAAGGUCAUUUAGGGUCAAUGAACUUUGGUCAAGUUGGGGGUAUUUGUUGAAUUACUAUCAUAACUUUGAACAUUUAUGGAUCUAUUUCAUGAAACUUGGACAUAAGGUUAAUCAAGUAUUAGUGAACAUCCUGCUUGAGUUUUACAUCACAUGACCAAGGUCAAAGGUCAUUUAGGGUCAAUGAACUUUGGCCAAGUUGGGGGUAUUUGUUGAAUUACCAUCAUAACUUUAAAAAUUUAUGGAUCUAGUUCAUGAAACUUAGACAUUAGGUUAAUCAAGUACCACUGAAUAUCCUGUGCGAGUUUCAGGUCACAUGACCAUGGUCAAUGGUCAUUUAAGGUCAAUGAACUUUGGCCGUGUUGGGGAUAUUUGUUAAAUUACCAUCCUAACUCUGAAAGUUUAUGGAUAUACUUCAUAAAACUUGGACAUAAGAGUAAUCAAGUAUCACUGAGCAUCCUGUACGAGUUUCAGGUCACAUGACCAUGGUCAAAGGUCAUUAAAGGUCAAUGAACUUUGGCCGUGUUAGGGGUAUUUGUUGAAUUACCAUCCUAACUGAAAGUUUAUGGAUCUAGUUCAUACAACUUGGGAUAUAAGAGUAAUCAAGUAUCACUGGACAUCCCCUGUGAGUUUUUAGGUCACAAAACCAAGGUCAAAGGUCAGUUAAGGUCAAUAAACUUAGGCCAUGUUGGGGUAAUUGUUGAAUUGCCAUCAUAACUUUGAAAGUUUAUGGAUAGAGUGAAUGAAAUGUGGACAUGGGUGUAAUUGACAAGUCUUAAGUCACCGUUCAAAUGUCAUUUAUGGUCAAUAGACGUGGUAUUAUGUCAUUAUAUGAAUGGUGUUUUUGUGAAUGAUUAUUUAAUAGUAGUUUUCAAAGUUAGCACUGCUGCUAUAUUAAAUCGCGUAAUGCAGGCGAGACUGCCAGAGGCGUUCCACUUGUUUUCCGAUAAGAAUACUGUUUAGUAUAAAGCGAACUUAGCCUAUGAAUGAUGUCGAUGUGUCCAUGUUUAAGUGCUUAAAGGGCCGGGGUCCGUCAUAUUGAGCGUUGUAUUCCAUUUAAAGGCAACCGCACUCCUUAUUACGACUGGCUCACGAUACGAUUUCUGAACUAAUUGCAAUUUGCUCUUUAAAAUAAGAUUUGAAUGAAAAGUACCGUAUUCUUUUUUUGAGGUUCAAAUUAAUUGAAAGGAUACUAAUAUGACAAUAUUUGAUGAACAAUUUUGGAGUAAAGGCUAAAUUAGUUCGCAGCCAAUCGUAUGAUUGGUAUGACGUCAUUACGAGUAGAUAUUACGUUCGCUUUGAUUCUAAUAAUGCUGAUAGCAUAUAGUCACAGAUUUGAACAUAUUUAUAUAUUUGUACAAUGAUUUAGAACAUUACACAGUAUUAUUCCAUGUCUCAAUACUAGCAGCGAAUUCUACUAGGUUUUAUUUCAAAACCGGGUCACAUGCAGACCAAUCGGAAGGUGUGCGGUUGCCCUUAGAUAUCUAAUGUACAUCUGUUUCUCAUAUAGAUUUUCGAUUUCUGAUAUUACGGUGCGUGUAUUAUGCAUGUACGUCUUGAAGCUAAUAUGUCAAUUUGUAUGGAUAUUGGUUUAUUUUAGAUUUGUAGAAAUUAUCAAUUAAGUAUAGUAUAAUUAUGGGUAAAAUUCAGAAUGUUAUUGAAAGUCGGGAUCCUACAAAAUUAAGAUGAAUUUGAUUUUCUCACUAGUAGUGUAAGAUUGGCAUGUAUUACAGACCAACUAAAUUCUUUAUUGAACCUUUUUCGCUUUUUUGCUCACCGAAUCGUUUGUUAGACAUGCAGAAUUCUCAUAUUUUUUCAGGAAAAUAUAUUCAAGAUUUUUAUUGUACAACUAUAGGAAUGAACAAUAUCAAAAUUAAAGCGAAAUCAGAGGGAAUCAGUAUGCCCUGUGCAUUUCGUUUCAUUGCUUUCAAAUGUUUAUUGUUCUUUUGUAUUUAGUAUUUUCUGUAUAAAACAUAUGCAGUAAUCUUCAUGAAGAAAUGACAUGUUUUUUUUUCUUAUUUUAUUGUGUUUAGCAUUUGACAUGCUAUAUCAAAAGUUUGUUAGUUUGUUGUUCCAAAUACAAAUCCAUUCCAGUGAUAUCUGUUUGAAAUGUGUGCAGUUUUUCAAUCGACAUGAUUUUUGUUUUGUUUCAUUCAUUUUAAUUCCAUUUGGCGUGAUUUUCAAUGUACUAUAGAGUUUGAUUUAUAUAGAUGCAUAAAUUUUCUUUCUGUAUAAAACACGUACAGAUAUUUUAACUGUUUAAAUUUAGAAAUCGUCUUUUUUAUUUUAUUCGACGUGCUUUUAAAGCUGCAGCUGUAAUUCAAUGAUUUUUUUUAUGUAACGCAUAGUUU